AUGGGAUCGUAUAUUUCCCACCAACCAGAUAAUUCUAACAUAGCAAAGAUUGUUCAAGAUUUAGAAAAAACGAGAGUGAGUUUGAAAUAAUUCUAAUCAAUUUUUAACUUGCCUAACUUGAAGAUUGAAAGAGAAAUUGCGUUCGCUCAAUUGUUGGAAAGAAGAAAACUCGCCUAUAAAAUUGCCGAAGAGCGUGAAAAAUUCAAUUGGUCAGCUUGUGCUGGUGGUUUGGUUAUUGCACUUUCAGCAAUGUCAUCAUUACAUCAUAAGUAAGUAUUUAGAAGAUCUUCCUUUUCUAUAACUAUGCCUUUAUUUUCUUUUAGAAAUCUACUUCAUGUUAUUCCAAUGUUUCCUGUUGCUUCAUAUCUCGGAUACAAAGCUCAUUUUUGUUAUGGAGAUCAAUUGAAAAGAAUAAAUGAAUCUGCCAAUGCAUUCCUUGAAGAUAAUUCGGAUAAUUUGGUUCCACUUCCACCUUCAAUUGCAGAUAUCAAAAAACGAGCGAAACAAUUGAAACAAUUGGCCGAUGACGAAGUUUAUUGA
This is a messenger RNA of Caenorhabditis angaria, 540 nucleotides long. The record is from the annotation of a GenBank genome assembly. NCBI's taxonomy places the organism in Eukaryota, Metazoa, Nematoda, Chromadorea, Rhabditida, Rhabditidae.